This is a messenger RNA of Myotis brandtii (Brandt's bat), 1378 nucleotides long. It is a transcript of the gene KCTD17, whose product is annotated as potassium channel tetramerization domain containing 17. Bases 1 to 981 code for a protein of 326 amino acids. The record is from RefSeq and is a predicted model, not a curated record. The transcript is spliced from 8 exons. NCBI's taxonomy places the organism in Eukaryota, Metazoa, Chordata, Mammalia, Chiroptera, Vespertilionidae. Gene Ontology annotation, cellular component: cytoplasm; Cul3-RING ubiquitin ligase complex. Gene Ontology annotation, molecular function: cullin family protein binding. Gene Ontology annotation, biological process: proteasome-mediated ubiquitin-dependent protein catabolic process; protein homooligomerization.
AUGUCUUCCUCCAACUCAGGCGGCACAGGGGGUGACAUCCCAGAGGCCAGGAGUUCUUUUGACUGUGGGCUCCCAGGAGAGAAGGUGGAGGAGGUGGUGCUGCCCUGGCUCCCACCCCAGGAGGCGGAUGAGACCGGGGCCUACCUCAUUGACCGUGACCCCACCUACUUCGGGCCCAUCCUGAACUUCCUCCGCCAUGGCAAGCUGGUGCUGGACAAGGACAUGGCCGAGGAGGGGGUCCUGGAGGAAGCCGAGUUCUACAACAUCGGCCCGCUCAUUCGCAUCAUCAAGGACCGGAUGGAGGAGAAGGACUACCCCGUCACACAGGUCCCGCCCAAGCACGUGUACCGCGUGCUGCAGUGCCAGGAGGAGGAGCUCACGCAGAUGGUCUCCACCAUGUCUGACGGCUGGCGCUUUGAGCAGCUGGUGAACAUCGGCUCCUCCUAUAACUACAGCGGAGAGGACCAGGCGGAGUUCCUGUGCGUGGUGUCCAAGGAGCUCCACAGCUCCCCCCACGGGCUGAGCUCCGAGUCCAGCCGCAAAACCAAGAGCGCGGAGGAGCAGCUGGAGGAGGAGCAGCAGCAGGAGGAGGAGGAGGUGGAGGUGGAACAGGUGCAGGUGGAGGCAGAUACACAGGAGAAAGCUGUUACAAGCCAGAGGCACCCGGAUGUGAGGCCCCAGAUCACCUCCAGGCACUUGGGGUUCCGAUCUGAAGUCCUUUAUUUUUGUACCACGGGGUGGGCCCCCAGUUCAAGGGGGAGGAAGUGCUCUUCCCGCUGCCACCUCUGCCUACACCUGUGGGGCUGUGACCUACCCCUGCCUCCCUGGCGGGCCCUGGCACCCCUGGGCAGAGCCGCCUGCCUGUGGCCAAAGUGUGGCGCUGUCCAGCCGUGUCUCCCAGGCCCCUACGUCCCUUCCCCCGAGACCCCCAGCUGCAUGGCGGAUACAAUCCCUCCUGGCCCGGUCACGUCACCUCCUUGAGCCUUAGCCUCCCUGUCUGUCAAAUGGGCCCACUCUCCCCCCACCUACCUCACAGGGUUGUUGUGAGGUGCAGGGUCUCAGAAAGCCCUCCCUCAGGGAGUGAGUGCCCCACCCAGGGCGGCCCCCUCCCCUCUUCCCUCGAGGGGAAGGACAGUGUAGCUCCAGAUGAGGUUAGGUGGGGGGGAGGGGUGGGGCAGCCCUCGGCCUUCCCCUGGACGGCUCCGCCCUCUGUACUGCUGUGGACAGAGGCAGGGGCUCAGCAGGGGCAGUGAGGCCACUUCGGACCUGGGGAGACGGGAGAGGGGCCACUCCCUCUGUCAGGGCCUCUGUCUGACUCCCCGCGGGUACCUCUCAGCUGUGUCUGCAUCACCAUGUAAUAAAAUCUGAAGAAACAGCG